Molecule: messenger RNA, 3003 nt
Organism: Dromiciops gliroides (monito del monte)
Lineage: Eukaryota; Metazoa; Chordata; Mammalia; Microbiotheria; Microbiotheriidae
Product: NACHT, LRR and PYD domains-containing protein 12-like
Cellular component (GO): cytoplasm
Source: RefSeq, a predicted model, not a curated record
AUGAGGCAGCGGGACCAUGUCCAGCUCCUGCAGGCCCUGCUCUGGAGCCUGGGCUCAGCUCGCCCCACGGAGACCAUCUGGGCCCGGGCUGAAGUCCAGGAUAUUGGGAAAGAGGACCGAAACGACACCACUGUGUCAGGGUCAGACCAAAUAGUCCGUGUGCUCACUCCUGUUGAGCCGUGGAGGGCUGUUCUCAUGGGCCAGCCUCUGAAACUCCCUCCUUCCCUCCUGAUUUUGUCCUUGGGGGUGGGGGCAAGGACCGACCACCCCCUGAGCCGGAAUCAGGAGCAGGUGUGCAGACUGGCCAGGUGCCUGGAGGAGCUGACCACUGAGGAACUCGAGAAGUUCAAACUGGCUAUGACAGCCGGGGGCCCCAGGAGCUCUCAGUGGGCCCAGAUCCCACUGGGCCAGAUGGAGAGGGCGGACCACCCAGACCUGGCUGUGCUGUCACACCAUGGGACCACAGGAGCUUGGCAAGUGGCCCUCGGGGCCCUUGAGAAGAUGGGCCUCAGGCAUCUGUGGGAACAAGCCAGGAAGGAGGCCCCACCCUUGGAUGCUGCUGAGGCCCGAGGUCUGGAUGCAUCUCGGUUGGGGGAGGAGGUGUCUACAACGACGGAAGGAGACUCAGGUUACACGGAGAAGUACCGGGAACGGACGCGGGAGAAAUUCCAGGUUCUGGAGGAGAGAAAUGCCCGUCCGGGUGAAUGGCUCUACCUGAGCCCGCACUACACGAGGCUGCUUCUGAUGCGGGGCCACGCCAGCCGGCGUUGCCCAGAGCAGGAGCUGAGGGCCUCGGGGGGCUGCGGGCCACCUCAGGGAGGGCUGGGGCGCGCCACUGAGCUCCCGGCUCUCUUCGCCGCCGACCAAGCGGGAAGAGGCAGCGCCCCGACCACUGCUGUGCCGCAGGGGGCAGCGGGGACCGGCAAGACCACCCUGGCCUGGAAGGUGCUGCGAGACGGGGCGUCAGGCACGCCCCACCCGGGCCGCUUCGACCUGGCUCUCCACGUCCACCCAGCGGGACGUGGCCGAGUGCCGGCGGGGUGGCUCGAGGCCACGGGCCCCGGGGCCGGGCUGGCUCGUCCCGAGCGCCUGCUCUUCGUCCUCGACGGCUUCGAUGAGCUCCCGUGGGGCCCCUUGGGGCAGGAGGCUCAGCGCGGGGGCGCCCACCUGCGGGAUCUGCUGGGGAGCAGGCCGCUCGCCGAGCCCUCGCUGGUCCUCACCACGCGGCCCGUGGCUCUGGAGAAGCCGAACCUGGGCCGAGUGCAGGCCAACGAGGUGCUGGUCACCAGGUGCUUCGGCCCGCGGGUGUGCACCGGGCUGUGGCAGCAGAUGGAGAGGGCCGAGGCCCCGGCGCAGACGGCGCGGACCACCACCGCCGUCUACACGGCGUUCCUCUCCAGCCUCCUGCGUCCAGCCCGGCCCGGCCCGCCCAGGAGCCGGCCUGCGGGCCUCCGGGGGCUCUGCUCCCUGGCCGCCACUGGCCGGAGGGAGCAGAGGCUUUGGUUCCGGGAGCAGGACCUGGCGCGCCACGGGCUGGACGCGGCCAGGUUCCAGCACGAGACGGGGUGCUAGGCCACCUACAGCUCCUUGCAUUCCACCUUCCAGGAGUUCUUCGCAGCCUUGCUCCUGGUGACGCGGCGGCCUCAGGGGCCCUUCCGCAGUCCCCGCCUGGGGCAGCUGCUGUAGGGCCCCUCCUGGUGGGAGGCGGCCCUCCCCCUGAGCGUCCGCUUCCUCUCUGGGCUCUCCAGUCGGGAGAGAGCCGGCACCCUGGCGAAGAUGGUGGGGGGCCGCGGCCCCCGCGGGAGCCAGCGGGUCCUGCUGAGAUGGAUCCAGGCCGGGCGGGCAAAGACGCUGGAGCUGCUGUACUGCUUGUUUGAGACCCAGGAGCCCGAGUUCGGCCGGAGCGCCAUGGCCUGUUUCGGAGAAGUGAAGGUGAGAGUGCGCACUAGGAUGGAGGGCCUGGUGGCUGCCUUCUACCUCCGUGGCUCCCGGAGCACCGUGGCCGUGGAGCUGGAUGGGUUGGGCUCCGGCGCCGCAGGCCCGGGCCUCCAAGAUCUAGGUCUUGCCCAUCGAGAAGCUGGGACCUAUUCCCUAAAGGACGCCAAAGACUUCUCCGGGCUCUGGGGCCGCCGGCGCCGCUCUGAGCUGGGCUUAGGGAAGGACACCCUGGGGCAUUUGGGAGUGAGGUGGUUGUGUGAAGACCUCAAGCAGCCCACGUGCCCGCUGCAGUCUCUCAGGUGGCUGAACUGCUGGCUCGCUUCAGAUUAUGUGGGGAGACUCUCCCGUGCCCUCAGCAUGAGCUGGACCCUGAUGAGGCUGGAUCUGAGUUACAAGCCCCUGGAAGACCAGGGAGCAGUAUUGCUCUUCAAGGUGCUGCAACAUCCCAGCUGCAGGCUUCAGAGUCUGUGUCUGAAGAAAUGCCACAUCACUGAGGAGUCGUGUGAGAGCCUUGGCUCUGUCCUGGGCAUCAGCCAGACCCUGCAGUGGCUGGACCUGAGCUUCAAUGUCCUGGGAGACCGUGGCAUGGGGCUGCUGUGUGAGGGCCCGAGCCAGGCCAGCUGCCAGCUGCAGGCCCCAUCCUUUUCCCGGUGCCCCCGUCAUGUGGUCCUCCCUGGCAUGGAGGCUUGUUCCUCAUCCGCAGAAGUAUUCCAGCCCAGGCCGGAAGGAAAGAGGAUCAGGCUGGUGUCCAGAGCUGGGAAAGUGCUUGCCCGGCAUUCACGCCCCUGUGAAGGCCUCUUCCGGACAGUUUGUGAGCAGAGGGAAGAUGCUGCCAGGGGUGAUGGAGCAGGGGUGCUGCAGAGGAGAGAGCAACAAGAGAUGCUGCUGAGCUCCCUGGGGGAGGAGGGUGUGAAGUGGCUUUGCAGGGGCCUGAGGCAGCCCAGCUGUCGCCUACAGUACCUCAGGUUGUUCAGGUCGGUCCUGCAUGAGGCGGCCAAGGCUGAGCUGGCAGCUGUGGCCAGGGCCAAGCCUGGCCUGGAGGUCUCCUACAGGAGCAGCAGUUGA